Messenger RNA from Vombatus ursinus (common wombat), 2714 nucleotides. RefSeq names its product purinergic receptor P2Y13 (gene P2RY13). NCBI's taxonomy places the organism in Eukaryota, Metazoa, Chordata, Mammalia, Diprotodontia, Vombatidae. Gene Ontology annotation, biological process: G protein-coupled receptor signaling pathway; negative regulation of adenylate cyclase activity. Gene Ontology annotation, molecular function: G protein-coupled purinergic nucleotide receptor activity. The transcript has 2 exons. The record is from RefSeq and is a predicted model, not a curated record. Gene Ontology annotation, cellular component: membrane. Bases 106 to 1116 code for a protein of 336 amino acids.
UAAUUCUGUCUCACACUUCAUUCCUCUCCCUGAAGAAACCGCUGCUGCCCUGUGAUAAUACAUAGCUAAACAACACUCUUUCAAGAAAAGCUGACAAAGGGAACCAUGAAUGCCACAUUCCUUCAACUCACCAAUGGAUCCCUCAACUCCACUGACCGCUGCCCCAGAGACAACCGGAUUACUCAUUUGAUCUUCCCAGCCCUUUACACCACUGUGUUCCUUGCCGGGAUGUUACUGAAUAGCUUGGCUUUAUGGGUUUUCUUUAGGAUUCCCAGCUCAUCCACUUUCAUAGUCUACCUUAAAAAUACCCUAGUGGCGGAUUUGAUAAUGACUCUGACGCUCCCUUUCAAAAUUCUCUCAGAGGCAAACCUUGGACCCUGGCAAAUCCGAGCUUUUGUCUGUCGUUUCUCAGCAGUGAUCUUUUAUGAGACCAUGUACAUUGGCAUCAUCUUACUUGGACUCAUUGCUUUUGACCGCUUCCUCAAGAUCAUCCGGCCCUUUGGGAAGUUCUGCGUGCAGAAGCCCAUCUUUGCUCAAAUCCUUUCUGUCCUGAUCUGGUUCACCUUGUUCUUCCUCUCCUUGCCAAAUAUGAUCCUAUCUAACAAGGAAGCCACACCACAAUCUGUAAAAAAGUGUGCUUCCCUAAAGGGCCCCUGGGGCCUUACGUGGCACAAAGCAGUUAAUUAUGUGUGUCAGUUUAUCUUCUGGACUGUUUUUUCUCUAAUGCUUCUGUUUUAUGUGGUGAUUGCCAAGAAGGUAUAUGAGUCUUUCAGAAAAUCCAAAAGUAAAGACGCCCAAAGCAACAAGAAUCUAGAAGGCAAAGUCUUCAUUGUCGUGGCCGUAUUCUUUGUAUGCUUUGCCCCUUUCCAUUUUGCAAGGGUCCCCUACACUCAGAGCCAAACCAAUAAUAGCAAGACGGACUGUGCUGUGCAGAACCAGCUGUUCCUGGCUAAGGAAGCCACUCUUUUCUUGGCCACAACCAACAUCUGCAUGGAUCCCCUGAUAUACAUAUUCUUAUGUAGGAAAUUCACAGAAAGGAUGCCGUGUGUGAGGAAACUUAAAAUGACAAGCCAAGAAAAUCACACCAGUCAAACUGAUAACAUAACUUUAAGUUGACAGAAUUUGUGAGUAACCCCUCAUUAAGCGUGUGGGCAUAGAAGAAAUGUUGUGGCGUGGUUUUGUCUACUUUGGCUGGGAAAAUGGAAUUUAAGGGUUAAAACAAAGUGUUGGGGCAGGGGAAAGGGAAGGACAUGACUGGAAUGUACGUGCUCUGCUAUUACUUGAUUUUCAUGCAUGUUGCAUAGAAAGGAUAUAGUUAACUUUAAUUUCUGAAUGCUACGUAUGAAGAAAGGGUUGAUUCAAAUGAACGGAAUUGUUCAUUAGACUUGGGAGAGAGAAAAAAAACCUACUCCAUCUGAGAAAGGGUUGAUUUAUAUGAAAAGAUCUAGUUCUCUUAAGAGAACAUUUGACCACUAAAAGUUACUUCCAACUUAAAAUAAAAAAAUAGCUUUGAAAUAUUGGGGAAGGGGGAGUUAUUUGUUGAUAUCUGCACCCCAGAGUGAUCAUCAGUUUCUCUCUGAAACCUUGAAAUUCCCCUGGUGUACUACUUCCCAUUGGUGGCACUUCUGAUGAAUCCAUACAUUAUGGACAAAUGACUUUUAUUUGUUAUCUCUGGUCAGUUCUACAUCUCCCUGUGUCUGCCAGAGUCCAGUGGCAUAAUCACUUUUCUAAAAGUUUCUUACUCUAGCUAUUUAACAGACACACAUACUGUCCCCGAAAGGAAUGUCUGGCCUGAUUCGUCUGGUUAGUAAGGGUCUCUUCCCUCAGCUCCCCCUCCAGUGAAACACACUACCUGUGAGGCCUUGGACAAAUCACUUAACUACUCUGGGCCUACGGUACCUCACCUAUAAAACAGAGGAGAUGGAGUUAGAGACUUCUGAGUUCCCCCUCUAGACCUAUUAUCAUAUGAUCCAGCCUAUAUAUCUUUAUCUGUGUACAUGCUGUUUUCCUGCUAUUAGACUGUAAUCUCCUUGAGGGCAGGAAUAGUUGUUUUAUCAUCUUUCUAUCCCCAAUCUCUAGUACUAUGCAUAAAUGGAAAUGAAAUUUCAGAAGAGACCAAAUCUUUUGUUAUUUUUAUAAUCCAGAAGAUGGAACAAUUCUAGAUCAUGGAAUAUUAGAUUCACAAAGGAUUUCAGAGAUCAUUGGGUGCAACCCUGUCCUUUUAUAGAUGAGGAAACUGAGGCCCAGUGAAGUUAAGGGACUUUAUCUAAGGUUAUAUAGGCAGUAAGGGGAAGAGGAUUCAGGAUUUGAACUCAGGCCUUUCGAUUCAAAAUACAGAGCUCUUUCCACUACUCUAAGCUGACUCUCAGGUGCUUACUGGCUGUUUUCUUUUAAAGAAAUAGAAAACCAAAAUGGGCUUGGUUAGAAGAACCUGACUUCUUAAUCAUGACAUAGAGAUUGUGAGGAAGAAAGAAGUUUAUUAGGUAUUCUAUUCCCCAACUCCGUAUCUCAAAUGGAUUAUUUAACCGAACCUCCACUUCUUAGGAUCCCUAACUCACUUCAAAGCUCCGUUCAGAUUUUACCUAUUAUGGGAAGCCAUUCUGGACCUUUCCCUCCGCCCCCACAACCCAAUUGUUAGCAUUUUUUCCUUCUUCAAAUGACCACAUAUGUUCUUGUUGUUAUUAUUCAGUCCUGUCUGACCCUUCAGGACACCA